AAGACACUUUUCUCAGUGUCUAGUCAAAAGGAGCGAGUGAAAGAAGAAAAUUCCCAGCUCUAAAAGAAAGCUUUUAUUUCAUUGCACGAAAUUCAGCAAUUACCAUUUAUCAAGAUCCUGGAUUUAACGAAAAUGAAGAUCCAUAUUGGUGUUCCUCUCCUCACUCUAGCGAUUUUCUUCAGUUUCAUUGAAUUAAGUUCACAAUACAAUAGCACAGCUCUUCAGCCUGGCUCUAUUGAACUUCCAGAUAAGCUGGGCCUCUGGUUCAAAGUAGCGACUAAAGAAAAAAAAAAAGCGAUUAAAGAUGGGAAAAAUCGAGUCCAGCCUGGACUACUAGAUGGGCAAAUACAGGUUUGCGUAUUAGAAGUAACAACUAAUUUUCAAAACUGGGUGCGUAAAUUAAUGAUAUUGAAUACACAAUAUAAAGUGGACACUAAGAAGUCAUAUCUGUGGACUGAUGAUGACACAGCCAGGUAUGGUCUUAAAUUUGACAAAAUCCUUGAAACGCAGUAAAAUUGACAUUUCUGACUGCACGCCUUUUUUGAUGUCGACAUCUGCCUUUUCUCAAGAAGAAGCUAAUAUUUCCUUUUUUCCCACUGUGAUAUAAUACCAAAAAAAAAUUAUAUUAAUCAUUACUGGUUACCCGAAAAGAAUUUUGGCACGGCAGAAGCGCCACCUGGCCUGGGAUAUUCAUGGGCAUGCGCGAAUAAUCGCUAUUUAUUGGCUCUGCUUAACGCAUGCGCAGUAGCGCACCGGACCAUCGUAGGGAGCAUUUAACUGAACGGCGCAGCAAGUAUAUGAAACGAAUACAUAAGAUUCUUUCCAAUUAUUAGCGCAACUGGUGUGUUAGUAGUUACGUCUGCUGUCAAAAAAAUUCUUUCCGUAUCCUAAGUUAUUAAUUUUUAUUUAAAAAAUAACAUGCUGACAUUAAUUUUUAUUAGUUGUCUUCGAAAUUAAUUUUCUAUUCUUAGGUCAAACAUGUUUAAUAAUUUGCUGUGUAGUGCCGAAUGAUUUUCGAAAGCAAGUAUUCACUAUAUUAAACUAUUUUAAGAUAAGGCAAUAAAAAAUAAGUUUAUUAAAAAUAAAAAUCUAUAGAUAAAAGUUGAUUUCUAAAUUAGUAUAAAAAGAUGGGAAUUUUAUAUAGAAAUUCAUUGCAAACUACGCACAGAAUUAUACAAACAAAUAAGAUUUAUUGUAAUUCUUUUCAUUCUACUCUCCUUGUUAACCAUAAAUCAAAAGGAUUUUUUUUCAAUAAGGCAUUUUCUAAUAAAACAAAUGUAAUGUUAAUAUAAACAAAUUUUUGCUUUGAAUCAUGUACAAACGACUUUAUAGAACUUGGACUGGAUGGAACUUUUCUUCGAGUGUAUAAUAGCAAGUAGUAAUAAUUUUCUUUAAAUUAUUUUUAAUAUGUUAAUUCGACUUCGCCUGAAUAGAAAAUUUUGUAAAGAGGAAAAUGUACUUCAGGAUUAACAAAAUAAACGGUUUCAAUAUGA
Molecule: messenger RNA, 1493 nt
Organism: Belonocnema kinseyi
Lineage: Eukaryota; Metazoa; Arthropoda; Insecta; Hymenoptera; Cynipidae
Exons: 3
Coding region: 133-513 (126 amino acids)
Source: RefSeq, a predicted model, not a curated record